Molecule: messenger RNA, 2565 nt
Organism: Danio rerio (zebrafish)
Lineage: Eukaryota; Metazoa; Chordata; Actinopteri; Cypriniformes; Danionidae
Gene: pros1
Product: protein S
Biological process (GO): animal gross anatomical part developmental process; system development
Cellular component (GO): extracellular region
Molecular function (GO): calcium ion binding
Source: RefSeq, marked provisional
GGUUAACCCACACACACGCCGGCCAGGCAUGAGCUCUGUCUGCCAGAAACACUAGAGGAAAGUCAACAGGAAAAGCGAGUGUUUGGAUCCGAGACACCGAAGCGGAAGCGACUGGAACUUCAGCGGGACAUGAGGAGUCUGAAGGCGGCGUGCAGCGGCUCGGAGCUCGGCCUGCUGCUGCUGCUGCUGUCCGCUACACUCUGCGGCUCUCAGCGCUUUCUUCCUCAGAGUAAAGCGUCAGAGUUCCUGCUGCGUCACAGACGGGCGAACACACUCUUUGAGGAGAGUAAGAAAGGAAACCUGGAGCGCGAGUGUAUCGAGGAGCUCUGCAAUAAAGAGGAGGCGCGCGAGAUCUUCGAGAACAACCUGGAGACGGAAUAUUUCUACCCCAGGUAUGUUGUGUGUUUAGGUUCUCACCGUGUGGGCAUCAAUAAUCCGGAGCCGGGCAUUCCUCAGAAUCUGCGCACGUGUGUUGAAGAGAUCAGUAAUCAGUGUUUGCCGCCACCGUGUUAUAAAGAAGGCUCCGAGCGCUGUGUGGAUGGCCAGGGCUCCUACAGGUGUGUGUGUAAACCUGGAUGGAGAGGACAGCGCUGUGAGCAGGACAUUGAUGAGUGUGAGGACCCAGAGUUCCCGGCGGGCUGCAGUCAGACCUGCUUCAAUCUGCCCGGCAGCUUCACCUGCGGCUGUGAGAGCGGCUACUACACCAAUGAUGGAGUACACUGCAUCGAUAUCGACGAGUGUGUGCUGUUCCCCAGUGUGUGUGUGGAACCGUCCAAAUGCAUCAACGCUCCGGGGACAUUCGAGUGCCGCUGUCAGCUGGGAUACACUUACAACAUGAGCUCACACACGUGUGUCGAUGUGGACGAGUGUUUGGAGGACGCGUGUGCUGGCGAGUGUGUGAACGCGGUGGGCAGUUUCUCCUGUCAGUGUGACGGGCGCAGGGGUCUUCAGCUGGAUGAGGACGGUCUCGGCUGCGUCUCAAUCCCCCAGUGUCUGCAACUGUACGAUCACAAACACAAGGAGAUGCUGUACCUGGGGGAGCAGUUCAGCGGUCUGCCCGUCAUCUACCUGCGCUUCAGACUGCAGCCGCACACCAGGUUUGCGGCUGAGUUUGAUUUCCGCACGUUUGACCCAGAAGGCGUGAUUCUGUACGCCGAGUCGUCACCCGACUCCUGGAUCAUGCUGGGUUUGCGGAGCGGACGAAUCGAAGUCCAGUUUAAGAACGAACACUCCAUUAAGAUGACCAGCGGAGGGAAAGCCAUCAAUGACGGACAGUGGCACGUGAUCUCAGUGGAGGAGCUGUCGGGCAGCAUCAGUGUGAAGAUCAGUAAAGAGGCUGUGAUGAGCAUCAACAGUCCUGAGCGUCUCUUUACUCCCGUUAAUGACAAGCUGGAGACUAAAGUGUACAUCGCCGGCCUGCCCAACCACAACCAGAGCCUCAUCAAAACGAUCAACCCUCGGCUGGACGGCUGCAUCCGCGGCUGGAACCUCAUGAACCAGGGAGCGUCCGGGGUGAAGGAGGUCAUCCAGGAGAAGGAGAGCAAACACUGCUAUGUGCAUGUGGAGAAGGGCUCGUUCUUCAGCGGAGGAGGACACGCGCUCUUCAACAUCGACUACAGUGUUUCAGGUCAGUGGAAGCUGGAUGUGGUGAUGAGUCUGCGUCCGUCCAGCACCACAGGGGUGAUCUUGGCUCUGGUCUCCAACAACACCGUCCCGCUGCUGGUGGCCGUGGUCUCCCUAGGGCCGGAUGAUGCUGAGCUGCAGGUGCUGCUGGACGGUGUGUGUGUAGCGACGCUGCAGUCUCUGAUGCUCUGUUAUCCUGAUCGUCUGGUUGUGGAGCUCAGAGCUUCAGCCGAGGGGCUCCAGAUCUCCGCGAACUCCUCCAGCGUGUCUUACAGCGAGCCGCAGACUCUGAGCGCCGCCCUGCACAAGCUGGAUACAGCCAUGCACACACAACCGCAGACGUACAUCGGUGGACUGCCAGAUCUGCCGCUGUCCAUCACACCAGUCUCCGCCUUCUAUCACGGUUGUCUGGAGCUCGUUAUUGGUGGUCGGCAGCUGGAUUUUGAUGAAGCCGUCAGUAAAGACAACAGCAUCAAAUCUCACUCCUGCCCUCCGUACUCCAUUACCCAAUCUCCAUCUGCACCAUGAGCAGGAAGUGACAUCACUGGAGAGGAGGAGUGUAUUUUAACUGAUCCGCUCAUCACACUGCAACAAAUGCCUUUAUUAUUUAGAGUUUGUGUCUGGUUUCUAGUCCAAAUAUGUUUGCUUGUGAUGAAAAUGCUUCUUGAUUUUAAGAGAUUUUGACAUUUGGACUGGAAACUCUACUUACGGAAGCAUUUCUGCAGUGUGUUGACUGGAGACUAGCCUGUGGAGCCUUCAUUUACACACCAUCAGUGUUCAUACUGUUCCUCACGUCUGAUUUUAGUCAGGUUUUUACACUAAACUGUGCGUAUAGAGCCGUGUCUUGUAUAUAACACUCUGAUUUUAAAGUGCUGUGAAUAUGAUGAGCAGUGAUUGAACAAUAGUGUUACUGUAAUUGUUUUAAUAAAACCUUAAAAUUCA